AUGGAACAGUUCAGCGCGCAGCGCGACGCGACCUACCGGCGGCCCUGGCGCAAGAUCUGCAACCUGCCCAUUCCGCCGACGGGGGCGAUGAUGCGCAGGCACUGCGGCGUCAUCAACCAUUGCCCCCGAGUCCCCACCGUCGGGGCGAGAGCCAGGGCCCGCGAUCCACCGAUGGAGAAGGACCGCAUCCACGAGUUCAGCAAUCACGGCCAGAACGCGAUGGCCUUCUACGUCCAGCGCAGCGGAUGCCAGCUCCACUUGGAAUACUAUCGGAGGGUGGCCAAGGGGGCGCAGGAGGUGAUUGAGAAGCUGAAGGGGUCCAAGAACGAUGGAGGCUCGGAUCAAAGGGGGCAGGAGGCCGAGGCGACAGCAACACCGACGAAGUCCAAGCCAGCAACCAGGACAGCGAACAGCAGACCGACCCCCCGGCACCGCGGGAGCGAGCUGGGCGAUCAGGAGACCCAGGAGGACUGGGAGGAGCUGGACGAGUCACCUUGGAGCAAGGCUCCACAGGCGCUGCGCGAGCUGCUGAGGGAUGAGAACGCCAACGAUGCGACCGACCAGCUGGAGCAAAACAACAUCCUGAACAAGUCCAUCAAGCUAUUCGACAAGGUAGACAACUUUAGGCAGGCGAUCGACUCAGCCAUCCCAGAGAGCCAGAAGAGCCAGAUCGAGGACGAAUGCGAGCCGCAGGUCGAGCACCUGGGCGAGGAUACAGGAGCGACCAGGAACGUCAAGAGCAGGGAGGUCAUGGCGCUGACGGGUUUUCACUGGGUGGCCAGAGAGAAGAUCGGCAAGGAGAUGCUCACAUGCAUUUUUGAUGUGGCCAUCCAGCAGACCAUCGACGGGAAGGUCUUCUACUACGAGCGUCACGACCACUCCAGAGACCGGGAGGUCGUGAACGGGCCACCUCGGCUGAAGCUGGGAGACGUCCAGGCGUCGCUGAAGGAGCUGGCGGGGGCCCUGGCAUGGUCUAUCGCGAAGGAGAAGGUGACGGGGCAGGUCCGCGAGAACCGCGAGGACGAAGCAGAGGAGGAGUGGGCAACUUGCGCGCCAUGCUGCGCGGCACCUACGAUGCCAGCGAAGGGCGAGAGGAGCGCCGACCCGCAGGUGAAGCAGCAGGUUCAGAACAUGCACCAGAACAUGGUGCAUUGCAGCAAUGAGAACUUGGUCAUGGUCUUGAAGUACGGCAAGGCGCGACAUGCCUACAUUGGGGCGGCGCAGCAGCUGGAGUGUCCGAAAUUCGCAGCUAGCAAGCGACCGAGGCUCGCCAAGCCUUCUAGGGAGCCUACUCCCCAUCAGAUCACCAACGUCAUGGGCAUGGGCAUCUUCUUCGUACUGGGCCCCGAGAGCACCGCCAAGGUUCCCAUGCUGAACGUGUCGAGCCACGGCGCGG
This is a messenger RNA of Prorocentrum cordatum, 1396 nucleotides long. NCBI's taxonomy places the organism in Eukaryota, Dinophyceae, Prorocentrales, Prorocentraceae. The record is from the annotation of a GenBank genome assembly.